AUGGAGAUCAAUUUAGUUUCAUUUCUCCUCUUAUUCUCCUCCAUUUUUAUUAGAGUUAGAAAAUGGAGAAGCCAAAAACAAAAGUUACCUCCAGCUCCAUGGAGACUCCCACUCACUGGGAGCUUGCAUCACUUGAUUAGUGGACAUAAUCCACAUCGUAUUUUUAGAGAUCUAGCUCGAAAUUAUGGCCCUGUCAUGUACUUGGAACUAGGGGAAGUUCCUACCGUGAUAAUAUCAUCACCUUCUACGUCGAAACAAGUUUUAAAAACUUAUGAUCUCGCCUUUGCUAGUAGGCCACAGUUUACAUCCACUGAUAUUGUAAUGUACAAUAAUAAAGGCAUUGCCUUCGCUGAAUAUGGUGACUACUGGAAACAGAUGCGCAAAAUUUGCACAACGGAACUUCUAAGUGCAAAGAUGGUCAAGUCAUUUAGCUCAAUUCAAAAGGAUGAGCUCUUGAAUGUCCUCUCAUCAAUUGAUUCUUGCGGGUGUACCUGUGAAGUGAAAAUGACGGAAAGAAUUGUUAGGUUCACGAGCUCUGUGACAUGCCGAUUGGUGUUUGAAAAAUUAUGCAGGGAUCGAGAUGAGCUAAUAAAUUUGAUGAAAGAUGCGUUGAUUUUAGUAGGAGGAUUUGAUGUGGGUGAUUUCUUCCCUUCGUGGAAGUUACUUUACAAAAAGAGUGUUGCAAAGUCGAAAUUGGUAAAGAUGCAGCAAAACGUUGAUUCAGUAUUGGAGAGCAUUAUUAAUGAACAUAUUAAGAAUCGAGCAAUGGGGACAAAGGGUAAUGGUGCGUAUGGAGGUGAAGAUUUAGUUGAUGUUUUCCUAAGAAUCAAGGAGAAUGAUCAACUUCAAUUCCCAGUUACCAAUGACAACAUAAAAGAUGUGAUUUUGGACAUGUUUACUGGUGGGAUUGAAACUUCAUCUACAACUAUUAUUUGGGCAAUGUCUGAGUUGAUGAAACAUCCAGAUAUUAUGGUCAAGGCACAAAGUGGAGUGCGACAAGCCUUCAAAGAGAAAACGGACUUUGAUGAAGAAGAUCUUGAUAACUUGCCGUACCUAAAGUUAGUGAUUAAAGAAACAUUAAGGCUACACGCUCCAAAUAUAGUCCACAGAGAAUGCAGAGAAGAAACAAUCGUUGAUGGAUAUACAAUACCUGCUACGGCCACUGCACUAGUCAAUACAUGGGCAAUGGGAAGAGAUCCAGAAGUUUGGUAUGAUCCCGAGAGUUUCAUACCAGAGAGAUUUGAAAAUUCUCCUAUUGACUAUUUGGGAAAUAACUAUGAGUAUCUCCCAUUUGGCGCAGGAAAAAGGAUUUGUCAAGGAAUGCAGUUUGGUUUAGCUAAUGUUAAACAACCUUUGGCUCGACUCCUCUACCACUUUAACUGGGAACUUCCACAUGGAACAAGUUCAAAAGACUUGCAUAUGAGUGAGAAAAGUGGAUUAAGUGCAGCGAAAAAGAAAGAUCUCUACUUAAUUGCCAAAACGAAUCAAAGUUUGGAGAUCUAA
Molecule: messenger RNA, 1503 nt
Organism: Capsicum annuum
Lineage: Eukaryota; Viridiplantae; Streptophyta; Magnoliopsida; Solanales; Solanaceae
Product: cytochrome P450 71D7-like
Exons: 3
Coding region: 1-1503 (500 amino acids)
Molecular function (GO): iron ion binding; heme binding; monooxygenase activity
Source: RefSeq, a predicted model, not a curated record